This is a messenger RNA of Helobdella robusta, 402 nucleotides long. RefSeq lists its product as hypothetical. Bases 1 to 402 code for a protein of 133 amino acids. The transcript has a single exon. The record is from RefSeq and is a predicted model, not a curated record. Lineage: Eukaryota; Metazoa; Annelida; Clitellata; Rhynchobdellida; Glossiphoniidae.
AUGUCUUUCGUCAUCCCAGAAGAUGAUGAUGAUGCUGACGACGACGAGGAUGGCAGAGAAAAUGACAGGUCCGUUGAUUCCAUCGAUAAUUAUGACGAUGGUGACGGAGCGCACGGAAGGGACCUGCUCGACAAGUCACUUCCUAACUACGAUGAUUAUCUCUUUAAUGAAAGGAAAAAUAACAAACCAUGUACUAAUAAAAGUGAUAGAAUAUUUGGCAAUAAAAAAAAUAACCCGAGAAAAACUUUAGAUACUAACAAUUUUGACGAUAAUUUUUUAGAGAAAAGUGUGAAAAACGAAGCAGAUAAUGUCAAGAGCGCCCUGGUUGAUCGCGAUGUGGAGUUCAUUGAUGAUUUGGACCACCAUGAUCAACACUUUAAUGAUUCUAAUCCGAUGAAUUGA